CUAGUUUCCGGCCUCUUUCUGUCCUCGUUCCCCCGGGUCUCUCUCCUUCUUCCCGUUCCCCCCCGCCAUAACCUAGGAACCGCACAGCUCGCUCCCCCUCCCCCCCUGAACAUGGCUAACGUCGUCGACACCAAACUGUACGACCUGCUCGGGGUGCAGCCCGGCGCCACCGAGAACGAGCUGAAGAAGGCUUAUCGCAAGCUGGCCAAGGAAUAUCAUCCAGAUAAGAACCCAAAUGCUGGAGAUAAGUUUAAAGAGAUCAGCUUUGCUUAUGAAGUCCUGUCCAACCCAGAGAAGAAGGAAUUGUACGACCGAUAUGGAGAGCAGGGACUGCGGGAAGGGAGUGGAGGUGGCAGCGGCAUGGAUGACAUCUUCUCGCAUAUCUUUGGCGGGGGCCUCUUUGGGUUUAUGGGUGGACAGAGCCGAAGUCGCAAUGGUAGGAGGAGAGGAGAGGACAUGAUGCACCCACUCAAAGUAACUUUAGAAGACUUGUACAAUGGAAAGACAACCAAACUUCAGCUAAGCAAGAAUGUGCUGUGUAGUUCCUGUAGCGGACAAGGUGGUAAGAGUGGAGCAGUCCAGAAAUGUACAGCCUGCAGAGGCCGAGGUGUGCGUAUAAUGAUCAGACAGCUGGCUCCAGGGAUGGUGCAGCAGAUGCAGUCCGUCUGUUCUGACUGCAAUGGGGAAGGGGAAGUAAUUAAUGAAAAAGAUCGCUGUAAAAAAUGUGAAGGCAAAAAAGUCAUCAAAGAAGUGAAAAUCCUAGAGGUUCACGUGGACAAAGGCAUGAAACACGGACAGAGAAUCACAUUCGCUGGAGAGGCAGACCAGGCCCCGGGAGUGGAGCCUGGAGACAUUGUGCUGGUGCUACAAGAGAAAGAAAAUGAGAGCUUUCAACGAGAGGGAAAUGACCUGCAUAUGACGCACAAGAUCGGUCUGGUUGAAGCAUUGUGUGGUUUCCAGUUCGCUUUCAAGCACCUUGAUAGCCGUCAGAUUGUUGUCAAAUAUCCUCCUGGAAAAGUGAUCGAGCCUGGCUCCGUACGUGUUGUCAGAGGUGAAGGCAUGCCACAAUAUCGCAAUCCCUUUGAAAAAGGAGAUCUGUUUAUUAAAUUUGAUGUCCAGUUCCCAGAAAACAACUGGAUCAACCCAGAGAAACUAACAGAACUUGAAGACCUUCUACCUGCCAGACCCGAAUCUUCAACAAUCGCCUCCGAAGCAGAGGAAGUAGACCUCCAAGAAUUUGACAGCACCCGUGGCACGGGAACCGGGCAGAGGCGUGAGGCAUACAAUGAUAGUUCAGAUGAAGAAAGCAGCCACCAUGGGCCUGGCGUACAGUGUGCGCAUCAGUAAACCUUUCCCUAUAAAGUUGCACAACAAAAAGGAUUACCUUUUGAAUUCUCUUCUUUCUGCCUGUUUUUUUUUUUUUUUAUCUGCAACCCAGCUGAAAAUUUUGCCCAAACAAUCCUUCCAAUAUGGGACAUCUCUGUUGCUGUAUGUGUAACUUAAAACAAAAAUGGUUCUAUAGUAUUUACAGAGUGUAUAAUUUAAUACUAACCACACACCUUACAUGCAGUUUCGACCAUUCUGUAGCUAAAGAAAGAAAAGAAACCAAAUCCCUUUUUUAAAUGAAGAGAUUAAAUUACUGCUCUCCAUACCAACUGCUUGAUUAUUAUUAUUAUUUUUUUUUUUUUUUUUACCAGUCUGUGUAGAUUUGGGUCAGGCAACAGGUAAUCCUUCUGAGGUUGAACUCUGAAUCUCAACGAGAUCUGGAGUUCCUCAGCAGCUGCUGGGCGCUGCAAGCUGCCUGCCCCUUGUGUAGAUUUUAUGUCUUCUGUUUUAUUUCAUACAUGUAAAAAAUUUUUUUUUUUUUUUUUUUUUUUUUUUUUUUUCUCUCUCCCCCUCCUGAAGCUGUGUAUUUUUUGGCUGCACUUACAUGAGCUGCUACAUAUAGAAUAAAAAAUUUCACGGCCUGUAUUUCCAGUACCAAUAA
This is a messenger RNA of Rana temporaria (common frog), 1987 nucleotides long. It is a transcript of the gene DNAJA2, whose product is annotated as DnaJ heat shock protein family (Hsp40) member A2. Gene Ontology annotation, molecular function: Hsp70 protein binding; ATP binding. Gene Ontology annotation, cellular component: cytoplasm; cytosol. The record is from RefSeq and is a predicted model, not a curated record. Lineage: Eukaryota; Metazoa; Chordata; Amphibia; Anura; Ranidae. Bases 112 to 1347 code for a protein of 411 amino acids. Gene Ontology annotation, biological process: response to heat; protein refolding. The transcript is spliced from 9 exons.